This is a messenger RNA of Stomoxys calcitrans (stable fly), 983 nucleotides long. RefSeq names its product glutathione S-transferase 1-1. Gene Ontology annotation, biological process: glutathione metabolic process. The record is from RefSeq and is a predicted model, not a curated record. Bases 117 to 743 code for a protein of 208 amino acids. Gene Ontology annotation, molecular function: glutathione transferase activity. The transcript has 2 exons. NCBI's taxonomy places the organism in Eukaryota, Metazoa, Arthropoda, Insecta, Diptera, Muscidae.
GGCAUGAUAUUCAAACGGUUUAAAUAGCCAUAAACUUGGCAUCGCAUUUGCAGUCGUUCGGUAAAUUUUGUAACGUGCACAACGCAAAGCAGUAAAAAAUCAAGGCAAACUUCAUAAUGGAUUUCUACUACUUGCCCGGUUCCGCUCCAUGCCGCUCGGUCAUGAUGACCGCCAAGGCCUUGGGCAUUGAGCUCAACAAGAAAUUGCUUAACUUGCAAGCAGGUGAACACAUGAAACCGGAAUUCUUGAAAAUCAACCCACAACACACCAUUCCCACAUUGGUCGAUGGUGAUUUUGCCCUGUGGGAGUCUCGUGCCAUUAUGGUCUAUUUGGUUGAGAAAUAUGGCAAAACCGAUUCUCUCUUCCCCAAAUGCCCCAAGAAACGUGCCGUUAUCAACCAGCGCUUGUACUUCGACAUGGGCACGUUGUACAAGAGUUUUGCCGACUACUACUACCCCCAGGUGUUUGCCAAGGCUCCCGCCGAUCCCGAAAUGUUCAAGAAAAUGGAAACCGCUUUCGACUUUUUGAACACCUUCUUGGAGGGCCAUCAAUAUGCUGCUGGUGAUACCUUGACUGUUGCCGAUUUGGCCUUGUUGGCUUCGGUGAGCACUUUCGAGGUAGCCGGUUUCGAUUUCAGCAAAUAUGCCAAUGUGGCCAAGUGGUACGCUAAUGCCAAGACUGUUGCCCCCGGUUGGGAUGAGAACUGGGCCGGUUGCAUGGAGUUCAAGAAAUUCUUCGCUUAAGUUUAACAUAAAUGUCUGUUGUAUUAUAUAUUUAUUUUUUAUUAAUUUUAUUCAUUGUUAAUGUAACAAAAAAAAAUUUUAUGUAACUUUAGAUUGUGUGAAAAAGUUAAUUUUUGUAUUACUUUGCCCCUAAAGUUCUGAUCUGAGCAAACAACUAAAAUUAAAGCACAAACACAGCUUGCUGAAGAAAAUUUCUAUUGUUAGAAAUAAAUAAAGAAAAUAAAUUCAAAUAAAAGACAA